AUGGCACCCAAGAAGAAGGUCGAGCGCGCUGCGCAAGAGAACAUCUCUCUCGGUCCCCAAGUCAGAGACGGCGAACUCGUCUUCGGCGUCGCUCGCAUCUUCGCCUCCUUCAACGAUACCUUCGUCCAUGUCACCGAUCUCUCCGGCCGCGAAACCAUCAGCCGUGUCACUGGCGGCAUGAAGGUCAAGGCAGACCGUGACGAAUCCUCUCCAUACGCAGCCAUGUUGGCGGCGCAAGAUGUUGCGGUGCGAUGCAAGGAGUUGGGCAUCACUGCUCUGCACGUCAAGAUCCGAGCGACUGGCGGUAACGGCACCAAGACCCCCGGCCCCGGCGCACAGUCCGCUCUCCGCGCUCUGGCACGUUCCGGCAUGAAAAUUGGUCGCAUUGAGGACGUCACCCCCACGCCCUCCGACUCGACGAGGAGAAAGGGUGGUCGCCGUGGUCGUCGUCUAUAG
Molecule: messenger RNA, 456 nt
Organism: Neohortaea acidophila
Lineage: Eukaryota; Fungi; Ascomycota; Dothideomycetes; Mycosphaerellales; Teratosphaeriaceae
Product: ribosomal protein S11-domain-containing protein
Exons: 4
Coding region: 1-456 (151 amino acids)
Biological process (GO): translation; ribosomal small subunit assembly; maturation of SSU-rRNA from tricistronic rRNA transcript (SSU-rRNA, 5.8S rRNA, LSU-rRNA)
Cellular component (GO): ribosome; cytosolic small ribosomal subunit
Molecular function (GO): small ribosomal subunit rRNA binding; mRNA 5'-UTR binding; structural constituent of ribosome
Source: RefSeq, a predicted model, not a curated record